GGAGGAUCUACUACUACCACUGCAACAACAUCGUCGAUAACAACCUUCCAAUACUUAAUACUCACCUAUACUUACCUAGAGUUGCAACGUCAGACGCCCUCACUUGAGAACAUGUCGACGCUCACAACUCUCCUCCAAACAAGCUCAAUAAUCACAUCCCUCCUUGCAGCCGGAGGCAUCGCAACCCUCACCUUUUUCGUCGUCCCCAUCCUCCAAUCCCAACCCACCUCGCGGUCCCUACCCGCAAUGCGAUGGCUCUUCAGCCGGGGCUCACACGUCUUCCCCACCGCAGCACUCAUUUCAGCCGCUGGGUUUGGCGCCCUCGCCCUCCAGUCUCUUCCCCUGGUCUCGUGGCGGCAGCUGUGGAGGGAGGUGGCGACCUUGGGGAUCAGGGCUAUGAGUGCCAGGGCGCCUGGGUAUGCUGCGGCGGCCUUGCUAUGCCUGAGCAUCGGGCCGUACACAGGCGUGGUCAUGCUGCCCAACAAUUUUGCCUUGAUCAAGUUGAACGCCGACGAGGGCGGCUCGAGGAGCGCCCACAGCGCUGAGGUUCGCUCUCCAUCGGGCGCAGCAACAGGAAAGGAGGAGAAGAGCGCCUUGGGCUCCGUCGAGGGGGAGGGUGAAGCGGAUGAGUUCAAGGACCUGAGCGGGCCGCAGGAGAAGACGAGGAGAGACGGUGGUACGGGAGCGAAUGACGAGAAGGUAAGGGCGAUGUUGGGGAAAUUUGGGCGACAGAAUCUGGUCAGGGCGGUUCUGAUGGGAUCUGGAGGGAUGCUGGGACUUCUCACUGCACUGAUGUGAGGAGCAUUGGACUUGCUGCUGGAGGGAACCGAUUCAACUUGAGCCCGCACGGCGGGUUUGGUUUGUGAUCUUUUGAUUGGGGGGUCUCCGCUCGUCCGAGAGCACAAUGUGUGGACAGGGACAUUUGCAUCUGCAAUACAACAUAAUGCUCUAUAUGAGUUUGUGUUAUGCCACUAUUCUCAGGUACGCUACUCGCACGAUGGAAGAGGUGUGGCAGCAAAACAAGAACAUCAACGAUAGAAUGAAUUCCAAGUAGAUGGCAAGGCACUAUUGAUGAUC
This is a messenger RNA of Cryphonectria parasitica EP155, 1077 nucleotides long. RefSeq lists its product as uncharacterized. NCBI's taxonomy places the organism in Eukaryota, Fungi, Ascomycota, Sordariomycetes, Diaporthales, Cryphonectriaceae. The coding region runs from base 112 to 798 and encodes 228 amino acids. The record is from RefSeq and is a predicted model, not a curated record. The transcript has a single exon.